Molecule: messenger RNA, 6601 nt
Organism: Thlaspi arvense
Lineage: Eukaryota; Viridiplantae; Streptophyta; Magnoliopsida; Brassicales; Brassicaceae
Source: the annotation of a GenBank genome assembly
CCCGUUACAUCAUAAAUACAUAAGAGAACGACCCAGCAUCUUCUACAGAUUAAUAGAGCAUAAGAACAUUGGAAUAUGGAGAUGAUGUCGUGGCCAUUCCUCAUUGGUUGAUAUAAAAAAGCUGCACCGAACACUAGAAAGAAAGAAAGAAGAAGAAGUAUAAUAAAUUAGCCAAAAAAAAACAUUGGCGCCUGUCUUGUUCCCGUUGCGUUUCCCCAUCUUUAUCUGCGAUUCCUUUCUCUCUCUCUCUGGUGCUACUCUGGGGAAGAAGAUAGACGACCCGUCGUGCGGCUCUUGUUCGAUUGCAUGUCCUUGCUUCUCCCUGAAGCUGUCGUAGUUUCUUAAUUUUGAUCCUCCGCUUCUCUUUUCCUCACUCGAUCAGCUCCUUUUUAGUUUGAUUUUAGGAGGAUUUAAAAGAUGGCUCAAAGGAGAGGACCUGAUCAGCCUCCGCCACAGAGGCGGAUUCUGCGGACUCAAACUGCUGGGAAUCUCGGAGAGGCUAUGCUUGACAGUGAAGUGGUGCCAUCGUCUCUUGUGGAGAUUGCUCCUAUCCUUCGUGUAGCCAAUGAAGUAGAAGCUAGUAACCCUCGUGUUGCCUACUUAUGUCGGUUCUAUGCGUUUGAGAAGGCGCACAGGCUUGAUCCCACGUCAAGCGGACGUGGUGUUCGCCAGUUUAAAACUGCGCUUCUUCAACGGUUAGAACGGGAGAAUGAAACAACUCUUGCAGGAAGGCAGAAGAGUGAUGCCCGUGAAAUGCAAAGUUUCUACCAACACUACUACAAGAAAUACAUCCAAGCUUUGCUAAACGCUGCUGACAAAGCUGACCGUGCUCAGCUUACAAAGGCAUACCAAACUGCUGCUGUUCUCUUUGAAGUCUUGAAGGCUGUUAAUCAGACAGAGGAUGUGGAAGUGGCUGAUGAGAUUUUGGAAGCCCACACUAAGGUGGAAGAGAAAAGCCAAAUCUACGUGCCUUACAACAUUCUUCCUCUUGAUCCUGAUAGUCAAAAUCAGGCUAUAAUGAGAUUCCCUGAGAUACAAGCUACAGUAAUCGCUCUUCGUAACACUAGGGGCCUACCAUGGCCAGCAGGUCACAAGAAGAAACUCGAUGAAGACAUGCUUGACUGGCUUCAAACUAUGUUUGGUUUUCAGAAAGAUAAUGUCUCAAAUCAAAGAGAGCACUUGAUUCUGUUACUUGCUAAUGUCCACAUUCGCCAGUUUCCGAGACCUGAACAACAACCAAAGCUUGAUGAUCGCGCAUUGACUAUAGUGAUGAAGAAACUUUUCAAAAACUACAAAAAAUGGUGCAAGUAUUUGGGUCGGAAAAGCAGCCUUUGGUUGCCGACGAUUCAACAAGAGGUUCAGCAACGUAAACUGCUUUACAUGGGACUCUAUCUUUUAAUUUGGGGAGAAGCUGCAAACCUGAGAUUCAUGCCUGAGUGCCUUUGCUAUAUAUAUCACCAUAUGGCUUUUGAGUUGUAUGGGAUGUUGGCUGGGAGUGUUAGUCCAAUGACAGGGGAGCAUGUGAAACCGGCAUAUGGUGGUGAAGAUGAAGCUUUCUUGCAGAAAGUAGUGACACCUAUAUACAAGACGAUAGCGAAGGAAGCAAAGAGAAGUAGAGGAGGAAAGUCGAAGCAUUCUGAGUGGAGAAACUAUGAUGACUUGAACGAAUAUUUUUGGUCAAUUCGGUGCUUUCGGUUAGGGUGGCCUAUGCGAGCUGAUGCUGAUUUCUUUUGUCAGACUGCUGAAGAACUUCGACUAGACAAAAGUGAGAAUAAACCAAAAACUGGAGAUCGAUGGAUGGGCAAAGUCAAUUUUGUUGAGAUACGCUCCUUCUGGCAUAUAUUUAGAAGUUUCGAUAGAAUGUGGAGUUUCUAUAUCCUGUCUUUGCAGGCAAUGAUCAUCAUUGCUUGGAAUGGAUCAGGGGAUUUAAGCGCCAUCUUUCAAGGUGAUGUCUUCCUAAAGGUUUUGAGCAUCUUCAUUACGGCAGCUAUAUUAAAGCUUGCACAAGCUGUCCUCGAUAUAGCUCUGAGCUGGAAAUCAAGACAUAGCAUGUCACUCUAUGUGAAGCUGAGAUUCAUAUUGAAGGCAGUUGCAGCUGCAGUAUGGGUUGUACUCAUGCCAGUAACUUACGCAUACAGCUGGAGGAGCCCUUCUGGUUUUGCUCAGACCAUAAAGAACUGGUUUGGGGGAAACACCAAUUCAUCACCUUCCCUUUUCAUUGUGGUCAUUCUCAUCUACUUAUCCCCAAACAUGCUCUCCACGGUGCUCUUCGCGUUCCCAUUCAUCCGGCGUUAUCUUGAAAGAUCCGACUUUAAAAUAGUGAUGCUGAUGAUGUGGUGGUCUCAGCCGAGGCUGUAUAUAGGAAGGGGUAUGCAUGAGAGUGCAUGGUCACUUUUCAAGUACACAAUGUUCUGGAUUGUCCUUCUUAUAUCAAAGCUUGCAUUCAGUUUUUAUGCAGAGAUUAAGCCUCUUGUUGUUCCAACCAAAGAUAUUAUGCGAGUUCAUAUAUCAGUCUACCGCUGGCACGAGUUUUUCCCUCAUGCCAAGAAUAAUAUGGGUGUGGUGAUCGCGCUCUGGUCACCUGUUAUUCUUGUUUAUUUCAUGGACACUCAAAUAUGGUAUGCUAUAGUAUCAACUCUGGUUGGAGGUUUAAAUGGAGCUUUUCGACGUCUUGGAGAGAUCCGAACACUAGGAAUGUUGAGAUCUAGAUUUGAGUCCUUACCAGGGGCCUUUAAUGCUUGCUUGGUUCCAAGUGAGAAGAGCGAGACUGCAAAGAAAAGAGGCAUUAAGGCGACUUUCUCCCGCAAGUUCGAUCAGAUUCCAUCGAGUAAGGACAAGGAGUCCGCACGAUUUGCUCAGAUGUGGAACAAGAUAAUCAGUAGCUUCCGAGAGGAGGAUUUGAUCAGCAAUAGGGAAAUGGAACUCCUGCUUGUGCCAUAUUGGGCUGACCGUGAUCUAGAUCUUAUCCGCUGGCCACCGUUUCUUCUGGCCAGUAAGAUUCCAAUAGCUUUGGACAUGGCGAAAGAUAGCAAUGGAAAAGAUCGUGAACUUAAAAAGAGACUGAGUGUGGACAGUUACAUGACUUGUGCAGUUAGAGAGUGCUAUGCCUCUUUUAAGAAUCUCAUAAACUUUCUGGUUGUUGGAGAGCGAGAAGGACAGGUCCUAAAGGACAUUUUCUACAAGAUUGAUGAACAUAUAGAGAAAGAAACACUGAUAACCGAUUUGAAUUUGAGUGCUCUCCCAGAUCUCUAUGGUCAGUUUGUUCGACUUAUUGAAUAUUUGAUGCAAAACAAAGAGGAGGACAAGGACCAGAUUGUUAUUGUCUUGCUGAAUAUGUUAGAAGUGGUGACCAGAGAUAUAAUGGAGGAAGAAGUCCCAAGCUUGCUAGAGACAGCCCACAAUGGAUCUUAUGUCAAGUACGAUGUAAUGACUCCUCUUCAUCAACAGCGCAAAUAUUUCAGCCAACUUCGGUUCCCAGUGUACUCUCAAACAGAAGCAUGGAAAGAAAAAGCAAAUCAAGAGGCUUCAUCUUUUACUUACUGUCAAAGAAUCAGCCAUGGAUGUGCCAUCCAACUUGGAAGCUCGAAGGCGUCUUACUUUCUUUUCGAAUUCGUUAUUCAUGGAAAUGCCAGAUGCACCCAAGAUCCGCAACAUGCUUUCGUUUUCGUAGGUUCCAUCCUCUUUCAACUUAUGGUCCUAACACCAUAUUAUCAAGAGGAUGUUCUUUUCUCCAUUUUUGGUUUGGAGAAGCAAAAUGAAGAUGGAGUCUCUAUUCUCUUUUACUUGCAGAAGAUCUUUCCAGAUGAGUGGACAAACUUUCUGGAACGAAUGAAAUGUGGCAGCGAGGAAGAACUCAGAGCGAGAGAAGAGUUGGAAGAGGACCUUCGUCUGUGGGCAUCUUACAGAGGCCAAACACUGACCAAAACUGUUCGAGGCAUGAUGUAUUACCGAAAGGCUUUGGAGCUCCAGGCCUUCCUUGAUAUGGCAAAGGAUGAAGAAUUAAUGAAAGGGUACAAGGCUCUCGAGUUGAGUAGUGAAGACGCAUCAAAGAGCGGAACGUCACUCUGGGCUCAGUGUCAAGCACUUGCUGACAUGAAAUUCACUUUUGUGGUUUCAUGCCAACAAUACAGUGUUCAGAAGAGAUCUGGUGACCAACGUGCUAAAGACAUAUUGAGGCUUAUGACUACGUACCCAUCUUUACGUGUUGCUUAUAUCGAUGAGGUUGAGCAAACACAUAAAGACAGCUAUAAAGGGGCGGACGACAAGAUUUAUUACUCAGCUCUCGUCAAAGCUGCUCCACAGACCAAAUCUAUGGAUUCUUCUGAAUCUGUGCAAACUCUAGACCAGGUCAUUUAUCGGAUUAAGCUACCAGGACCUGCAAUACUAGGAGAAGGAAAGCCGGAGAAUCAGAACCAUUCUAUCAUUUUUACUCGCGGAGAAGGGUUACAGACAAUAGACAUGAACCAGGAUAACUACAUGGAGGAAGCUUUCAAAAUGAGGAACUUGCUACAAGAGUUUCUUAUAAAGCAUGGAGGUGUAAGAACCCCUACAAUUCUUGGACUUAGAGAGCAUAUUUUCACUGGAAGUGUUUCUUCUCUUGCAUGGUUUAUGUCAAAUCAGGAGAACAGCUUUGUUACUAUUGGGCAGAGAGUGUUAGCCAGCCCCUUGAAGGUACGAUUCCAUUAUGGUCAUCCAGAUGUUUUUGAUCGGCUGUUUCACCUUACCAGAGGAGGUGUCUGCAAAGCUUCUAAAGUUAUCAAUCUAAGUGAAGACAUAUUUGCAGGCACUUGCUUCUACUCCUUUUUCUCUGGUUUCAACUCUACUCUACGUGAAGGCAAUGUGACUCAUCAUGAAUACAUACAAGUUGGUAAAGGAAGAGAUGUUGGACUCAACCAGAUUUCAAUGUUUGAGGCAAAGAUAGCUAACGGAAACGGGGAGCAAACUCUAAGCCGUGACCUAUACAGGCUAGGGCACCGAUUUGAUUUCUUCCGUAUGCUUUCUUGUUACUUCACUACAAUUGGGUUCUAUUUCAGUACCAUGUUAACAGUGCUUACCGUCUAUGUAUUUCUAUAUGGCCGGCUGUAUCUCGUCCUAAGUGGUCUUGAAGAAGGAUUGAGCAACCAGAAAGCUUUCCGUUCCAACAUGCCUCUUCAAGCAGCACUUGCUUCUCAGUCAUUUGUGCAGAUCGGUUUCUUAAUGGCCUUACCUAUGAUGAUGGAGAUUGGUCUCGAGAGGGGGUUUCAUAACGCCUUAAUAGACUUCGUACUGAUGCAGUUACAACUCGCUUCCGUGUUUUUCACGUUUCAGCUCGGGACAAAGACUCAUUACUACGGCAGAACAUUGUUUCAUGGAGGAGCGGAAUACAGAGGCACUGGUCGUGGGUUCGUGGUGUUCCAUGCAAAGUUCGCUGAGAACUACAGGUUCUACUCACGCAGUCACUUCGUGAAGGGUAUUGAGCUGAUGAUUCUGCUGCUCGUGUAUCAGAUAUUUGGCCAUGCUUAUAGAGGAGUGGUUACAUAUAUUCUGAUAACUGUUUCGAUAUGGUUCAUGGUGGUGACUUGGCUGUUUGCUCCCUUUUUGUUCAAUCCCUCCGGUUUCGAGUGGCAGAAGAUUGUAGAUGAUUGGACUGAUUGGAAUAAAUGGAUAUAUAACCGAGGAGGAAUCGGUGUUCCUCCGGAGAAGAGUUGGGAAUCUUGGUGGGAGAAAGAGAUAGAGCACCUUCGACACUCGGGGAAACGUGGUAUCAUCCUCGAGAUUGUUUUGGCUUUACGUUUCUUCAUCUUUCAGUAUGGGCUUGUGUAUCAGCUCAGCACUUUUAAACAGCAAAAUCAGAGUUUGUGGAUUUAUGGAGCUUCAUGGUUCGUGAUCUUAUUCAUUUUACUCAUCGUAAAGGGUUUGGGUAUGGGAAGGCGACGGUUCAGCACAAACUUUCAGCUUCUCUUCAGGAUCAUCAAGGGUCUUGUGUUCCUCACGUUUCUUGGGAUUCUCAUUACUUUCAUAGCUCUUCCUCUUAUAACACCUAAAGACAUCUUCCUUUGUAUGCUCGCUUUCAUGCCAACCGGAUGGGGAAUGUUACUGAUUGCACAAGCAUGUAAGCCUCUGAUUCAACGGCUAGGGAUCUGGUCAUCGGUUAGGACGCUGGCUCGAGGCUAUGAGAUUCUGAUGGGUUUGCUUUUGUUCACUCCCGUGGCGUUCUUGGCUUGGUUCCCGUUCGUGUCCGAGUUUCAGACAAGAAUGCUCUUUAACCAAGCAUUCAGCAGAGGUUUGCAGAUUUCGCGUAUUCUUGGUGGUCAGAGAAAAGACCGAUCUUCCAAGAACAAAGAGUGAAACACAAUACGUAAAAUCAAAGAAACUGACUGAAUAGUCCGAAUUAUACACGUGUAUGUAUAUAUUGCUGUGUUGAUUAGAACCGUAGAUAAUGCUAGUUAUGUUCUAUGCUUAUUACUUUCAUUCCAAGUUAUUUACUGAUUCUUCCGUUUGUUUUUUGCUCUUUUGGUCUGUGAGAGUCGAUAAACUAAAAACAAAUCCCAUGAAAGCUUAGCUAUUUCCGAAAGAGAAUAUUACAGAAAAAGGCAUUUUAGCAAACUAUAAUAUCAAAAAA